CCAAGGCAUUAGAGCCCCGCAGACUGAUGGCCUCCUUGUUUAAUGACUGUCAAUUGGCAAAACCAUCUGGGAAGGCGACCUUUGCUCUGAGCUUCGCAGUCCCUUGGCAGAGGGGACCCUGCUACACUGGGGAGUGAGUGGCAAAUGGAGUUCCCUGUGGGAAGCUGACCUCACUCUCCACAAAGUAGGAACCCUUGUCCUUCGUGGCUGUUAAAGGGAGACAGCUGGAAACACCAGCUUGAAUCCCCUGCUCUCUGGUACCCACGGAAUUAUUGCCACAUCCUCCCCACUGAUUUCCUGCUUCGGCCUCCGAUCACACGGGACCCCUCCAGCACCGUCAGGGCACCAGCUCAGUCCGCACGCCCUCCCUGACUCCCUGGCCAGCAGAUUGACGAGGAGGCCGUCACUGUCAAACAUGAUGGCCACCGCCAAGCCCUUGCCAACCGCCGGGGCAGCAAUCAGAAGCUACGACACGGAGUCAGCCCCACAGGCUUCUCCGAUUUCCAGCUUCCUCAGAGACCCCAGGGAACCGGACAAUGGCAGCAGCCAGGCUCCUGCCGCCACCGGCGGGACCCCAGGCCAAGGUGACCUUCGAGGACGUGGCUGUGCUCCUCUCCCAGGAGGAGUGGGACCACCUGUGCCCUGCCCAGCGGGGCCUCUACCGACACGUGAUGAUGGAGACCUAUGGGAACGUGGUUUCGCUGGGACUUCCAGGGACCAAGCCCAACGUGAUCUCCCAGCUGGAGCGAGGAGAAGAGCCGUGGGUGCUGGAUGGGCAGGGAGCUGAGGAGAGCAGAGGCCUGGGUGGUGGCCGUUCAGAAUAUGAGGACCAGGGAGAAAACCGAGAUAGAGAUUUGAGUGUGAAGCCGUUCAUGUCUGAGGACCUGUCGGUGAUCCUGGGGGCCGCACCCCCCGGGAGCUGUGACCCGCAGGCCGGCCCUGUUGCCAUCCCUGGGGGUCAGGACCUGCAACCCAAGGGCCCUGUGACGGGGCAUGCGGCCGUCCCCAGCGGGGACAGGCCAUUUAAGUGCGUCGAGUGCGGGAAGGCCUUUGGCCGCAGCUCGCAUCUGCUGCAGCACCAGCGGACGCACACGGGCGAGAAGCCGUACGUGUGCGGUGAGUGCGGCAAGGCCUUCAGCCAGAGCUCAGUGCUCAGCAAGCACCGGCGCAUCCACACGGGCGAGAAGCCGUACGCGUGCGCCGACUGCGGCAAGGCCUUCCGCGUGAGCUCCGACCUGGCCCAGCACCACAAGAUCCACACGGGCGAGAAGCCGCACGCGUGCCCGGAGUGCCGCAAGGCCUUCACGCAGCUGUCGCACCUCAUCCAGCACCAGCGCAUCCACACGGGCGAGCGGCCCUACGUGUGCGCCCUGUGCGGCAAGGCCUUCAACCACAGCACGGUGCUGCGCAGCCACCAGCGCGUGCACACCGGCGAGAAGCCGCACGCGUGCGCGCAGUGCGGGCGCGCCUUCAGCGUGAAGAGGACGCUGCUGCAGCACCAGCGCGUGCACACGGGCGAGAAGCCGUACGCCUGCAGCCAGUGCGGCCGCACCUUCAGCGACCGCUCGGUGCUCAUCCAGCACCACAACGUGCACACGGGCGAGAAGCCCUACGAGUGCGGCGUGUGCGGCAAGGCCUUCAGCCACCGCUCCACGCUCAUGAACCACGAGCGCAUCCACAGCGAGGAGAAGCCCUACGGCUGCUACGCGUGCGGCAAGGCCUUCGUGCAGCACUCGCACCUCAUCCAGCACCAGCGCGUGCACACGGGCGAGAAGCCCUUCGUGUGCGGCGAGUGCGGCCACGCUUUCAGCGCCCGCCGCUCCCUGGUGCAGCACGAGCGGAUCCACACGGGCGAGCGGCCCUUCCGGUGCGCGCAGUGCGGCAAGGCCUUCAGCCUGAAGGCCACCCUGAUCGUGCACCUGCGGACGCACACGGGCGAGCGGCCCUACGAGUGCGGCCGCUGCGGGAAGGCCUUCAGCCAGUACUCGGUGCUCAUCCAGCACCAGCGCAUCCACACGGGCGAGCGGCCCUACGAAUGCGCCGAGUGCGGCCGCGCCUUCAACCAGCACGGGCACCUCAUCCAGCACCAGAAGGUGCACGGGAAGCUGUGACCUCGGCUGCCGCCGGGCACGCACAGGUCUGGGCCCGUUAUUCCAGCGGAAAACGUCCUACUGGAGAGUCCUCACACAACUGCUGUGAAUUUGGGUGAAGACAGCCGUCCUGCAUUCUUUAACGUCGUACAGUUCAUUAUAUGAAGUGAGAAAUGGAAGGAAGUUAAGGCAUACGGAUUACUGUCACAAUAAAACUUCCUUACGUUCCAAACAAAGGUUUUUCUUAGAACAUCCCGUGCCUUUCCUAGUAAUUGCACAUAAAAGUAGAAUGCUGGGCUGUUUUCAGUAUUCUGUUAAAACACUGAAGUGCUGUGUGGACAAAAUGCUACUAAAAAGAUUGUCAUCAAGUAGCGUCAUGUAAUUCGGCGGGAGGCCCCGAAUAUUGUGGAAACACCAGUUUUGUAUGAAAAAAAAAAGGCAGAAGAUUCGUGAGAAGUGCAUUAGUUCCCCUCAAGAUCAGAAGCAGUGCCUGACUUCUUAGCAAAAAUUCAACUCAAAAAAUGGGUCUUUUCCUCACAGCCUAUGCACCCUGUACCCCAGAAAUAAGUCCUGGGUUGUCUGGGCCUCUGGGCCCUGUCUGGGGUGGGGGAGCGGAGAAGAGCACCACACCCAGGCCCAGACUUCAGCUAGCUGCUGCACCAGGUGGCGUUUCAAAAAAUUACUGAAAAGACCUCUGAUGCAUAUUUUUAAAACAAACUUCUCAUAUUCAAAUAGCUUUUUUUUCUCAGAUAUUUCUAUUCCUAACUUCUAAAGGUUUUGUUUUGUUUCAUUUUUUUUAUUCCCAGUUCCAAGAGAGUCUGUUAUCCAUUGUCAUAUACUGUGAUAAAUCUGACUUAUUAGUAAUUUGUUUUUUUUCUCGAACAUAUCAGCUUCUCAGGAAAAAUUAAGCACUGAGGUGCUGACCCUCAAGUCACAGCAGUACACUGUGAUGCAGAUAAAAGCAUGUUUUCCCCUCUGUGCAGACACUGGUGAGGAGCUGGUCACUGAUGUGUUCUCAUAAAUUCACACCAAGGGAUGCCACCAACCCUCACCAACUGAGUCCACAGAUAGCGUGACGUGGUGGCUGCCGCCCAAAGCCCACCACCUCUCAGGGCACAGUUCUUACUCGUGAAAGUGACAGAGAAAGAAAGAAAGCCAUGUUCCCAUCAGGAUGAGAAUAAGGGUUCGAUUAAAUUGUAGCGUUACGUGUCCAGAAUGUCACUGCCUUUUUUUGCUAUUGGCUGCCACUGGCCCAUAGGUGAACAUCAGGCUCAGUGUCCAUGGAGCUUGGCGGGGAGCACCCCCCGCCCCCAGGUCAGGCAUUUUUGUCAUCUUUCCAAGGAGCAGGAGGCAGCCCAGGACCCGCUGGGGCGCAUGCACGUCUGCCGUGGGAAGUAGCGUCAGAGGCCAAGAUUCCCUUUCAGGACCCUCGCCCUUGUAACAGCUUCCUCAGCCAUCACCUCUCGAGUCUGGCUCGUCAACAGCAUUCACGCUUUGGAAUUUCUAAUUUUAUUUUGAAGUCUUUACAUUUUAUGUAUUUAAAUCUUUCCCUUAACUGUAUUUCUCCUGACAGCUGGCAAGAACUUGACAGUUCUCUUCAAAUUUUCUAUUUGGAAAACACUUUAGUCCACCUGAAAUUUAUUUCUCUCUGUAACUAUAAUCUGACCUCCUCCAAUAAAAAAGCAAUGACUUGGAAA
Molecule: messenger RNA, 3787 nt
Organism: Pteropus alecto (black flying fox)
Lineage: Eukaryota; Metazoa; Chordata; Mammalia; Chiroptera; Pteropodidae
Product: zinc finger protein 250
Exons: 5
Coding region: 537-2111 (524 amino acids)
Biological process (GO): negative regulation of transcription by RNA polymerase II
Molecular function (GO): DNA-binding transcription repressor activity, RNA polymerase II-specific
Source: RefSeq, a predicted model, not a curated record